Messenger RNA from Amaranthus tricolor (Joseph's coat), 1512 nucleotides. RefSeq lists its product as uncharacterized. The transcript has 2 exons. The record is from RefSeq and is a predicted model, not a curated record. Gene Ontology annotation, molecular function: acetylglucosaminyltransferase activity. NCBI's taxonomy places the organism in Eukaryota, Viridiplantae, Streptophyta, Magnoliopsida, Caryophyllales, Amaranthaceae. Bases 1 to 1512 code for a protein of 503 amino acids.
AUGUCAUCUUCAAUUGAAAUCUUAGAUAAACCAACGUCAUUGAACCAAAAGAUCACAUUCUUAUCAACCAAAAACAUAAACACUCUAUACAAACCACUUAUCGUAACCAGCUUUUUCCUCUUUCUAUUCUACACGCUACUAUCAAAUCGUCGUUUCGAUCAAUCACCACAAUACCUAGCUAAACUAAGACAAACCCUUUACCCAACUCAACCUUUAAACAACAAAUAUCAAAACCCUACAAACAUAAAUCACCUUGAAAUAGGCAUAGCAAGUUCAAUCAACUCUUGGAAGUAUAGAAAACCCUACAUAGAAUCAUGGUGGAAACCUAACAUAACAAAAGGGUAUGUCUUCCUAGACCGCGAACCUUCAAAUUAUCUUCCAUGGCCUAGCUCUUCUCCUCCUUAUCGAGUCUCCGAAAACACAAUCCGCUACGAACCCUACAACAAACAUCCAAUGAAGAGCGCAAUUCGAAUGGUUAGAGUCAUUGUAGAAACUUUUAAAGAAGCUCACGAUCAAACUAUUAGAUGGUAUGUCAUGGUAGAUGAUGACACCAUACUUUUCAUAGAUAAUUUGGUACAUAUUCUACAAAAAUAUGACCAUACAAAAUAUUUUUACAUAGGAGAAAAUUCAGAAUGUGUUUUAUCAAAUUAUGAUAAUUCAUUUGAAAUGGCAUUUGGUGGUGCCGGUUAUGCUAUAAGUUACCCUCUUGCUGAAGCCUUAACAAAGAAUUUGGAUACAUGUAUUAAGAGAUACCCUUAUGUUUAUGGGAGUGAUCAUCUUUUACAGUCAUGUAUAUCUGAUUUGGGGGUCCCACUAACACAUGAAAAGGGGUUUCAUCAGAUUGAUCUGCACAAUGACUUAUCAGGGUACUUAUCAUCACACCCACAAACAGAAAUUUUAUCACUUCAUCAUUUAGACAGUGUUGAUCCAUUAUUCCCAAACAUGAACAGAAGUGAAUCCCUUAACCAUUUAAUGAAAGCUGCAAAUACAGAUCAAUCAAGGCUAUUACAACAAACCAUUUGUUAUGAUAAGAGCAAUAAUUGGUCGUAUUCUGUUGCAUGGGGUUAUACAGUUGAUUUGUACGAGCAGAUUAUACAGCCGAGUGUGUUGGAAAAGCCUCUUGAGACGUUUUUAGCGUGGAGGAAACCGGCUAAACAAGCAUUUAUGUUUAAUACUAGAUGGGUUUCUAAGAAUCCUUGUGAGAUGCCUCAUGUUUUUUAUUUACAAUCUGUUGGGAAAUACUCUUAUGGGAUUGUUGCGAAUUAUACACGAAGGUUUGGUAGGGAUUUACCGCCUUGUGUAGCUCCAUCACCAAGUAGGAUUAGUCAUAAUUCAUCUUCAUACGUUCCUAGUUAUAUUCAAAAGAUUAUGGUGAUUUCUCCUGCUACUAAAUAUUUUGCUGAGGUGGGAAAUAGAAGGGAAUGUUGUGAAGUAGUGGGUCAAGUGGAGGAGAACGUAACUACGAUUAAGUAUAGAACUUGCGCCAAAAACGAAAUAAUGGGCGUUUAUUGA